Psilocybe cubensis is the source of this 1602-nucleotide messenger RNA. RefSeq lists its product as uncharacterized. Bases 1 to 1602 code for a protein of 533 amino acids. The record is from RefSeq and is a predicted model, not a curated record. The transcript has 8 exons. Lineage: Eukaryota; Fungi; Basidiomycota; Agaricomycetes; Agaricales; Agrocybaceae.
AUGGCAGAACCCAGCCAGGCCAUUUCAGAACAGAAAAGAUACAACUUUCUAGCCUCAACUACUUCCGAGGACGUUGUUGACUCUGUUGAUGAAAUCGCGCGACUUAAGAAAGAGCUCGACAUUAUCAAGAAUGUGGCAAGUAUUUCCAAUAACCCCUUUCGAAUGGCUGAGCUCGCCAUUGAGAUUCAGAUCGAGCGCCUACGCGUCGUUGAGAUCUCCAAAGCACGCGACGCCGCACUGCAGAGGCUGGCCGAUGUUUAUGUCUCCGUUCGCCAGAAGAACGAGUUGAUUGAACAACUGCAACGUGAGAAAGGCGGCGAUGGUGGCGGCGCCGGAUUGCUUUCUGGCAGUCAGCUCUCGAGGGCUCUCAAUAGCGCUGAAGUCGAUGAUUUGAAGGCGCAUAUAUCUGAUCUGGAAAAGACGAUUGAGGAUUUGCGAGUGAUCAUCCGGCAAUCAGCUGGGAGGCCAUGUAUGCCUGUCAGGAGCAACGACCCACCGCCUUCAUACGAAGAGAAUCCAGGAAAGCGAUCCGUGGAAAUGGGAACGCAGACGGAGCCCGAAGAGACUCCUACUAUAGUGGAUGUCAACAACUAUAAACCUGGGGAUCCAGAUUUCAAGUACAUGCCACCUGAGACAGAUGACCCUAUCGAAUUGGCAAAUGCUAGAAAUUUGACUCUGGCUUCCAUCCCUCUGCCACCGAACCCUCCGGACGCUACACUGAGUGCCAUCGUCAUCCCACCUCCGUUUACAUUGCACGAAUUCCUCAACGGAGCCCCAGCAACCUUACGGAACGCGAGCAGUUUAUCGAAUUAUAGGAUCCUUCAUAAUGUGACUACACUUUGGUGCCCUGAGCGUGAAGAACAUGGCUAUAUGUACACACCAGUCUAUAAAUGCAGCACCAACCCUAGGAUUGCAACAGCGCAUCGAUGGGCCCCAAUGGAUGUCAUCGGUCGCAUGAGCAAACCUACUGAAUGUUUUUACAACAAAGAGGGAGUAUGGUAUUAUGCUGGAUCAUACAAGGCGUUCAGGCUGGAUAACCUCUCGACCAAGGAGUGGAUGCAGUUGCCUUCAGAGACCAUCUCUGCCAUCAUCAAAGAGACGAUUUCGGGAAGAAAAAACUCAUCUCCACAGAACACAUAUGAAACUUCACAGCUUUAUGCUGCAGGUGCUUUGAAGGUUGCUUGCGUUGGUCUGCAAUGUGUCGGCUUCAAUCAGGAAGUCUACAAAUCCAUCAUCGAUCAUUCUAUUAAGUUCAGCGAAACUAAGUGGAAGUCUCUUGCGUCAGCCAGUGUCUCUAGUCCGCUCACCCCUCAGUCGACACAUGCCAGUACCGCAGGCACGCCGUCUCCCGGGGUGAAGACACCUGUUGUUUCCCGACACAUGCACCGUACGCCGAAUUAUCUUGGGUCUGGAAACUCUUCUGCUGGCAGUCCAUGUCCGUCUAGCCACUUGGGGACUCCUACUGGUAGUCUGGGUCUGGGAUCUUCUUUAUGGAACAUCUCAAACGCAUCUGCAUCCCCUGUAAGCAUUGAUGCUGCUGCUAAGAAAGUAUUCGAAGGCGGCGAAAAUCUGGCGACUGUUGAACAAGCUGGAAAGCGCUGA